AACAUCAGAGAAAUAUUGCUCCCAAUAUAAAUUCAUCUAUUAGACAGCUUGGCUGAGAUCUGUAGUUUCACCGUAUUCUAAUGCAGUGAUUUGUAUUCUUGGAUAUCAGGGAUUUGCAGGAGACACACACAACAAAAGUCACAUCUUUUAGGUGCUGAUCACAGUUAUAAGAUCUGUUAUAUCAUGGAAACUCAACCCUUCCAUCGUCGAGGAAAAGGAGAGAGGUUGCAAAAGGAGGAUAUCUCCGGUACAAAAUUCAGCCUUGGGGCUCGGGCAUUGCAGCAGCUUCAUACUGGAGGAGGUGCCUUAUUAGUGACAGGAUUCGUCCUAGCUGUGCUGGUUGGCUGUUGCUACAGGAUUGCUCUUAAGAAGACAGACAGGAUGAAGAAGAUAGAGCAGUUGGACCUACAGCAGGAUGGGCUGACCAUCGGAAGACAGAACGGAGAGGUGGUCUUCAGGCUGGCCUUCCAAUCAGGUAUCCUUGACCUGGAGUCUUGCUCCAAGGAAGAGAACCUUUUAACCUGUACUGGGACAGACAAAGGGAAGUUUACCUUUAUCUUACAGAUGGUCAAGCCUGAGAAUGUGAUGAUGUGCUAUUACAUCCGCUGGGAAGAGCAUUUGACCAACUCAGUGGUGGAGCACAAAAUGUUCUGGGAGGACGCCCAUUGGUACGGAGGCUAUGAGAUGAGCGAACAGCACUGGCCAAUCAAACUCCCAGGAUACCAGGAACCCAUGCCGUUCGUGACUAGUGAUGUGUAUGCUUUCCGGAACAGCUUUGGGGCCAUCCUGGAGAGGUACUGGCUCUCCUCCAAAGCAGCCGCCAUCAAGAUUAAUGACUCUGUGCCCUUUCACCUAGGGUUCAACGCCACUGAAAGGUCACUUGUUUUCCAAGCCAGGUAUAAAGAUUCUCCCUAUAAGCCUCCUUUGGGUCAGCAACCUUUCCCAGAAUUGAGUUACCACAUCUGUAUAGGUUCAGACAUUACCUCUGUCCACAAAUACAUGGCACGGAGCUAUUUCAAAAAACCUUUGAAGGUCCCUUCAGAAAAUAUGUUCAAAUUUCCAAUCUGGUCGACAUGGGCCAUGUACAAAAAAGAGAUUGACCAGGAAAAGCUUCUGGAAUUUGCCCAAACGAUUCAAAAGUACCAUUUCCAAUACAGCCACAUCGAAAUAGAUGACAUGUACAUGCGGAAUUAUGGAGACUUUGACUUUGACCCCUUAAAGUUCCCUCGGGUGACAGAAAUGUUUGAAAAGCUGAAGAAAGAUGGAUUUGCUGUUACCCUCUGGAUACACCCCUUUAUACAUAAAAAUUCCCCAAACUUCGAGGAGGGGAUAAAGAGGCAGCUUUUGGUCACAGAGCCAAUCGGGCCGUUCCCUGCCAUGGUUGAGUGGUGGAAUGGCAUUGGCGCCAUAUUGGAUUUCACCAACCCUUCAGCCAGGGAAUGGUUUCAGGGGCACUUGAUGCAGCUUUCCUCAAAGUAUGGCAUCUCAUCCUUCAAGUUUGAUGCUGGUGAGACGUGCUACCUUCCUGAUUCGUUCAGAACCUUCCAGCCAUUGCUGGAUCCCAGCAUCUGGUCCAGGCUUUAUGCAGACAUGGCCACUCCUUUUUAUGAGCUUGCAGAAAUCCGUGUUGGGUACCGAUCUCAAGAGAUCCCUUGUUUUGUUCGAAUUAUUGACCGGGACUCAAUUUGGGGCCACGAGCUUGGACUAAAGUCCUUAAUACCCACUGCUUUGACCAUUGGCCUUUUGGGCUAUCCUUUCAUACUCCCCGAUAUGAUUGGUGGAAAUUUUCUUGCUAACAAGACAGAAGGUGCAGAAGAUAUCCCAAACCAGGAGCUAUACAUUCGCUGGCUGGAAUUAUCAGCCUUUAUGCCAUCCAUGCAGUUCUCCAUCCCACCUUGGCUUUAUGACAGAAGAGCAAUAGACAUUGCACAGAAGUUCACGAGGCUGCGUGAAACUCUAGUUGCUCCCCUCUUGUUGGAGUCGGCUGGCAAGGUCCCAGAAACUGGGGACCCCAUCAUACGCCCCAUCUGGUGGAUUUCACCCAGUGACGAGUCUGCACACCAAAUAGAUUCCCAGUUUCUCAUUGGGGACACCUUGAUGGUGGCUCCCAUCUUGGAGAUGGGCAAACGAGAGCGAGACAUUUAUAUCCCAGCUGGCAAAUGGCGCAGCCACAAAGGGGAGCUGUUUGAAAAAACUCCCACCCUGGCGGCAGACUAUCCCGUCGAUUUGGACGAAGUAGCGUAUUUCUUCUUUGUUUCCUCAGUAGCCUCAGGGACAGGUAAAGGACUGGGCGACCUCAUCUCUGACUCCUUGGGAUGACUUUGAUUUAAUCAGUUUAUCUUUAGAGGAACACAUCUUUCGGCACAGAGCAAUUUUUUUAAUGGUAAUUAACGCUUGCUACUGUCCUCACCUGGCUUUUAGUUCUGCUGAACCUGCCUCGUUUACAAUCUUUUUAUCUCACUCGUCCAUGACGGUGAAAGGGCGUUAUCUCCAUGCUGCAGAUGGGGAACCGAAGACUAGGUUAAGUAACUGACCUAUGUGAGCAUGGAGAGAAGAUUCAUUUCAAUA
Molecule: messenger RNA, 2568 nt
Organism: Elgaria multicarinata webbii
Lineage: Eukaryota; Metazoa; Chordata; Lepidosauria; Squamata; Anguidae
Product: myogenesis-regulating glycosidase-like
Exons: 1
Coding region: 184-2319 (711 amino acids)
Biological process (GO): carbohydrate metabolic process; skeletal muscle fiber development
Molecular function (GO): hydrolase activity, hydrolyzing O-glycosyl compounds
Source: RefSeq, a predicted model, not a curated record